Messenger RNA from Theobroma cacao (cacao), 3101 nucleotides. Its product is annotated as copper-transporting ATPase PAA2, chloroplastic. Lineage: Eukaryota; Viridiplantae; Streptophyta; Magnoliopsida; Malvales; Malvaceae. Gene Ontology annotation, biological process: monoatomic cation transport; copper ion homeostasis. Gene Ontology annotation, molecular function: ATP binding; P-type divalent copper transporter activity; ATP hydrolysis activity. The record is from RefSeq and is a predicted model, not a curated record. Gene Ontology annotation, cellular component: membrane.
UCGUCUUCUUAAACUCUCUUCUCUGUAUUUCUUUUUUCUUUUUUCUAUCCUUCUGCGAAAACACAAUGGCAAUGGCGGCUGAUCUGUUAAGACUCUCUUUAUCUACUCAGCCAAAGCUCUCCUUCAGUUAUGGCGGGAAAGCUAAGAUUGACCGCUUUGACUUGCUCCAACGGCGCCGUCGCAGUCGUUUCUAUUCCCGGCCUCGCUCAACUCCUGGUUUCAUCUUGUUCAACUCACUGGAAACUAGAUCACAGUCGCAAGAAUCGUCUCUCCAAACGCCGAAACAAAAGCCUAAAGACUCUUCGGUUCUCCUCGAUGUCAAUGGGAUGAUGUGCGGCGGAUGCGUAUCCCGAGUUAAAUCCGUUAUCUCCUCCGACGAGCGAGUGGAAUCAGUCGUGGUCAACUUAUUGACAGAAACAGCGGCGAUCAAGUUGAACCAAGAGGUGAUAGAGAGCGAGACCGUGGACAGUGUUGCGGAGAGUAUAGCUCAACGCGUGAGCGAGUGCGGGUUCAUGGCGAAGAGGAGGGUUUCGGGGCUUGGAAUCGGAGAGAAUGUGAGGAAAUGGAAGGAAAUGUUGAAGAAGAAAGAGGAAUUGCUGGUGAAGAGUAGGAAUCGAGUGGCUUUUGCCUGGACUUUGGUGGCGCUUUGUUGUGGAUCUCACGCUUCACAUAUUUUGCACUCGCUUGGGAUUCAUAUCGCCCAUGGACCAUUUUUGGAGGUCCUUCAUAAUUCUUAUUUUAAAGGUGGAUUGGCUUUAGCGGCUUUGCUGGGGCCAGGAAGAGACCUGCUAGUUGAUGGACUAAUGGCGUUCAAGAAAGGAUCACCCAAUAUGAAUUCUCUCGUGGGAUUUGGAUCAAUUGCAGCAUUUAUCAUUAGUGCAGUGUCGCUUCUUAACCCUGGGCUUGCAUGGGACGCAUCCUUCUUUGAUGAACCGGUUAUGCUUCUUGGUUUUGUGCUCCUGGGACGUUCUCUGGAGGAAAAAGCAAGGAUUCAAGCAUCUAGUGACAUGAAUGAACUUUUAUCAUUGAUUUCCACUCGGUCAAGACUAGUGAUUACUUCAAGUGAUGAUUCAUCUGCUGAUUCUGUACUUUGCUCUGAUGCUAUUUGCAUUGAGGUUCCAUCAGAUGAUAUUCGAGUUGGAGACUCUGUGUUAGUUUUGCCUGGAGAAACUAUUCCUACGGAUGGGAAAGUCCUUGCAGGAAGAAGUGUGGUUGAUGAAUCCAUGCUCACUGGGGAAUCACUUCCAGUAUUCAAGGAGAAAGGUCUCAUGGUCUCUGCUGGAACAAUAAACUGGGAUGGUCCUUUAAGGAUUGAAGCAACUUCCACAGGCUCCAACUCAACUAUUUCUAAGAUUGUACGAAUGGUUGAGGAUGCUCAAGGACAAGAAGCACCAGUGCAGAGGCUUGCAGAUGCGAUAGCUGGGCCAUUUGUAUACAGCAUAAUGACUCUGUCGGCAGCAACCUUUGCUUUUUGGUAUUAUGCUGGGUCACACAUAUUUCCAGAUGUUUUGCUCAAUGACAUUGCUGGGCCUGAUGGAGAUCCUUUACUUUUGAGUUUGAAACUUGCUGUGGAUGUAUUAGUAGUUUCCUGUCCAUGUGCGCUGGGUCUCGCCACACCAACAGCAAUCCUUGUUGGCACCUCUCUUGGAGCAAGACAAGGACUGCUUAUAAGAGGAGGGGAUGUUCUGGAACGCUUGGCCAGUGUAGACCAUGUUGCUUUUGAUAAAACAGGGACUCUCACUGAAGGAAAACCCACUGUCUCCUCAGUGGCUUCCUUUGCUUAUGAUGAAUCAGAAAUUCUUCAAAUUGCUGCAGCAGUAGAGAGAACAGCAACACAUCCAAUUGCUAAGGCUAUUGUAAAGAAGGCAGAAUCGUUGAAUUUGGCAUUCCCAGAAACAAGAGGGCAGCUAGUUGAACCAGGUUUUGGAACCUUAGCUGAAGUAAAUGGGCAUUUGGUUGCUGUUGGUAAUUUAAAAUGGGUUAACGAACGAUUCCAGAUAAAAGCAAAGCCCUCUGAUUUGAUGAAUUUGGAACAUGCGACAAUGCAUCACUCAUCAUCACCAUCAAACAAUUCAAAAACAGCUGUCUAUGUUGGACGUGAGGGAGAAGGUGUUAUUGGUGCCAUAGGAAUAUCUGACAGUUUGCGGUAUGAUGCUGAGUCUACUGUGAGAAGACUUCAGAAGAAGGGUAUCAAAACAAUCCUCAUUUCAGGAGACAGGGAAGAGGCAGUUGCAACUAUUGCGCAGACAGUUGGAAUAGGAAGUGAAUUUGUUAAUGCAUCCCUGACUCCGCAGCAGAAAUCAAGGGUUAUAUCUACUCUUCAGACUGCAGGACAUCGCAUUGCAAUGGUAGGGGAUGGCAUUAACGAUGCACCAUCUUUGGCUCUUGCUGAUGUUGGGAUAUCUAUACAGACUGAAGCACAAGAUACUGCAGCCUCUGAUGCGGCAUCUAUUAUACUUCUUGGAAACAGACUCUCACAGGUAGUAGAUGCACUGGAUCUUGCACAGGCAACAAUGGCAAAAGUGUACCAAAAUUUAUCAUGGGCAGUAGCAUAUAAUGCUGUUGCCAUCCCCAUUGCUGCUGGUGUAUUACUUCCCCAAUAUGAUUUUGCCAUGACGCCAUCACUUUCUGGUGGGCUAAUGGCCUUGAGCUCAAUAUUUGUUGUAACCAAUUCCUUGCUUUUACGUCUCCAUGGGCUUGAGAAGAGCAGGAAAAAAAAUGUUGCGAAAAAAUCACAAAUGCCUGCUGGUCCGAGUUAACGAAAGUAGUCCAGUCCAAUCCAUUGAAUAAAUAUCCCGAGAUGGUAUUUCUUUUACUCAAAAAUGAGCAAGAAUGAAAAUUGCGAGCACAUCAAUUUCUCUCUCUCGGUUCAUUUGGUUUAGCUCUUGUGGUUUAUUAUGUUAUAAUAAAGCAUGUUGAAAUCGUUUUGUGGACAACCAAAGCCAUUAUCAAACUGCAAGGCUACUUGGUUGGCACAACGUGUAAUCCGUCUAGUACCAUCAAAAUCUAAUAAUUCGGGCACUUGUAUUGUAACGAUAAAUGUAAUUUCUUCGUCCGAUUAAGUGAAAGAACAGAGAUGCAUUUCUCAUUUGCUUUGCGUU